GGGCAUAGGCACUCACCAAGGCCUAUAGAAAAUUGACGCGUAAGCGGAACGCGUGCUUCUACGUUACGUGAAGAUAAUUAGCGACAAACUGACAUUGUCCUCACCGAACCCAACUGAACCUCUCUUUUAACCCUAAAGCUUCUUUAAAAACCCAAGCCUCAAUACCUUCUCAAAUCCCAUUCCAAAAUUAAACUCACUUCUACUCUCUUUCUCUUCUCCGUAUUCAGAUCCUUCUGACCAAGUAUAGUGACCAUGUCUCAGACUGUUGUUCUUAAGGUUGGCAUGGCGUGUCAAGGCUGUGUAGGGGCAGUGAAAAGGGUUUUAGGCAAAAUGGAAGGUGUAGAGUCAUUUGACAUUGAUAUUAAGGAGCAAAAAGUGACGGUAAAAGGCAACGUGCAGCCAGAAGCAGUUCUACAGACGGUUUCCAAGACUGGUAAGAAGACUUCCUUUUGGGAAGCAGAAGCACCGGCAGAACCAGAUGCCAAUCCUGCAGAAGCAAAGCCAGCUGAACCAGAAGCAAAGCCAGCAGAACCAGAAGCAAAGCCAGCUGAGCCAGAAGCAAAGCCUGUUGAAGCUGUUGCUGUUGCUUAAUGUGGUCUCUCCAAUAGCUCUAUUGGAAUAAAAUGUGUGUUGAUUGGUUAAUUUGGUGAACUUCUUAUGAAUAGUUAAUGAGUGUUUAGCAUGCCUUCACUUGCCUGUAAGCUACAAUAAUUUCUUGCGUGCUUUUCCAAUAUAAAUUUUAUGUACUAUAUAUUAGUUUAUAAAUAGAAAGUGUGUUCCUUAUGAUA
Cornus florida is the source of this 788-nucleotide messenger RNA. RefSeq names its product copper transport protein ATX1-like. Gene Ontology annotation, molecular function: metal ion binding. The record is from RefSeq and is a predicted model, not a curated record. The coding region runs from base 253 to 591 and encodes 112 amino acids. The transcript is spliced from 3 exons. NCBI's taxonomy places the organism in Eukaryota, Viridiplantae, Streptophyta, Magnoliopsida, Cornales, Cornaceae.